CCCUGGACUCCGCCGCGGCAACAUCCAUCUGUGCAUCCAUCCCUCACCCUCCGUCUGGGCACGUGGUCUUGUCCUUCACCCGUCCACCCACCUGGUUACCGACUUACCUGUUUGUCCGCGUCCGCUCACCUGCUUGUGUUGAUUAGGUGGUGAAGUACUGCGAACAUGUGCAUGGCAAAUGGCACUUCAGCGAGGUGCGGGCGAUCUUCAGCCGCCGCUACCUCCUGCAGAACACGGCGCUUGAGAUCUUCCUGGCCUCGAGAACGUCCGUGUUCUUCACGUUCCCGGACCAGGCCACCGUGAAGCGCGUGGCCAAGGCGUUGCCGCGUGUGGGCGUGGGCAUCAAGUACGGCAUCCCCCAGACGCGGCGCGCCAGCAUGAUGUCCCCGCGGCAGCUCUUCCGGGCCUCCAACAUGACGCAGAAGUGGCAGAGGCGGGAGAUCUCCAACUUCGAGUACCUCAUGUUCCUCAACACUAUUGCAGGUCGCACGUACAAUGACCUCAACCAGUACCCAGUCUUCCCGUGGGUACUCACCAACUUCGACUCUCCUGAGCUGGACCUGUCCCAGCCCUCCAACUACAGAGACUUGUCCAAGCCCAUUGGAUCGCUCAACCCCUCUCGCCGGGCAUUCUUCGAGGAGAGGUACUCAAGCUGGGACCACGAACAGAUUCCACCCUUCCACUAUGGCACCCACUAUUCCACUUCCGCCUUCACCCUCAACUGGCUCAUACGACUGGAGCCCUUCACCACCAUGUUCCUGUCGCUGCAAGGGGGCAAGUUCGACCACCCCAACCGCCUCUUCUCCUCCGUCGCCACCGCCUGGAAGAACUGCCAGCGUGACACCUCCGACGUGAAGGAGCUGAUCCCAGAGUUCUAUUACCUGCCGGAGAUGUUCGUCAACUGGAACCGCUACAAGCUGGGCGCCACGGAGGAGGGGCAGCACGUAGACGAUGUGGUGCUUCCGCCCUGGGCCACGUCACCUGAGGAGUUCGUUCGCAUCAACAGAAUGGCCCUGGAGUCCGAGUUUGUGUCCUGCCAGCUGCACCAGUGGAUAGACCUGAUCUUCGGGUACAAGCAGCGCGGGCCCGAGGCCGUGCGCGCCACCAACGUGUUCUACUACCUCACCUACGAGGGAUCCGUGGACCUGGACGCCAUACAGGACCCCGUCAUGAGAGAGGCAAUCGAAAACCAGAUCAGGAACUUUGGCCAAACGCCGUCCCAGCUACUGAUGGAGCCUCACCCGCCCAGGUCAUCCGCCAUGCACCUGUCGCCGCUCAUGUUCUCCGGGGUGUGCGAGGACGUGUGUAUGGUGAUGAAGUUCGUCAGCAACUCCCCCAUCUGCCACAUCUCGGCCAACACCUACCCCCAGCUGCCCCUCCCCUCCGUGGUUACCAUCACCAACAGCCACCACUUUGCCGUUAACCGAUGGAACACAAACUAUUCUGUCAACGUUCAGAGUCCGAGCUACGCGGAGGGCACGCAGUCCCCCUCCACCCUCCUGCCCCUCUCCAUGGACCCCGUGCUGCAGCAAGCCGCGGCCAACACCAGCAGCAGCAGCAGCAGCACAAGUCAGCUCAAGAGGCACCUCGGGGACAACUUCAGCCAGAAGGUUCGCAUGAGGAGCAACUGUUUCGUCACCACUGUUGACUCACGCUUCAUCAUCGCCUGCGGCUUCUGGGACAACAGCUUCAGGGUGUUCAAUACGGAGACAGCCAAGAUUGUGCAGAUAGUGUUUGGCCACUAUGGUGUGGUGACCUCCCUCAGCCGCAGUGAAUGUAACAUCACCAGCGAUUGUUACGUAGCCUCCGGCGCGCAUGACUGUACGGUGCUCCUUUGGCAUUGGAACGCCCGCACACAGAUGAUCAUGGGUGAGGGGGAUGUGCCCACCCCCCGCGCCACCCUCACCGGCCACGAGACGGAGGUGACGGCCGUGGUGAUCUCCGCAGAGCUGGGCCUGGUGGUGUCCGGCUCCAGGGAUGGACCAGUUCUCAUCCACACCACUUCUGGGGACUUGCUGCGCUCACUGGAGGCGCCUGGCGGGUUCCUGUCACCAGAGAACGUGGCUCUGUCUCGCGAGGGUCUGGUGGUCAUUAACUACGACCGCGGACACGUGGCGGCCUUCACCAUGAAUGGGAAGAGGCUGAGGCAUGAGUCACACAACGACAACAUACAGUGCGUGAUCCUGAGUCGUGACGGGGAGUACAUGAUGACAGGUGGGGAGAAGGGCAUUGUGGAGGUGUGGCGGACCUUCUCGCUGGCUCUGUUGUAUGCCUUCCCCACCUGCGACUCCCCCAUCCGCUCCCUGGCCCUCUCCCAUGACCAAAGGUUCCUCAUGGCUGGCCUCUCCACCGGGUCCAUCGUGGUGUUCCAUAUCGACUUCAACCGUUGGCACCAUGAGUUCCAGCAGCGCUACUAAUUGGCGCCACUCACCUGUCCGGGCUGACCUUGACCUCACCUGGUUUGUGACUCACAGGACAUUUUUUUAUUGGUAACAUUUGCACACACACAUACACAUACACACACACACACACACACACAUAUACGUACACAGAAAUUGAUUAUAUAUGAAAAUAGACCAACCUAGACAAUUUAAUGAUAGAAAAACGGACCAAACUCUUCAAACGUGAGACAGGUGUUUGGAAAUUGAUGAGAACAAGCGAGGAGGUGUGAUGUGUGUUUCCUCGCUCCAUAAUUCUCUCGCUCUAAUAGGAAAGUCGAGAUAUGUCCAGUUUUGAGAGAGAGAGAGAGAGAGAGAGAGAGAGAGAGAGAGAGAGAGAGAGAGAGAGAGAACUUUAGGCCUCUCCAGUGAUUUAUUGUGUUGUGAAAGCUUUAGUUUUAAGCUUUUGUGGGUAACUAUUAAUUUAAUUCUUAUUAUUAUCCAAGUAAAUCUUGUAUAUUAUGAUUCACCAACAUUCCAAAAGAGACAGACUUAUUAAAGCAAGCAUUCCAUUAGGUGUUUAUUACACUUUAUUAAUUGUUUUAUAUUCUAGAAAUAAGUAUGUGUGUGUGUGUAUGUGUGUAUGUGGGUGUGUGCAUGUGUGUCUGUGUGCAUGUGUGUGUGUGUAUAUGUGUGUGUGUGUGUGUGUGUGUGUGAGAAUAGACUGUAAAGUACUUUCAAUAUUUUUUCCAUUGCAUGUAUAAAUUUGGUACACAUCCACACACACACACACACACACACACACACACACACGACUAGUCAUUAUGAGUUGAUGUUAUUGAUAUUGUUUCACGACAAAAGCGAGUGGCAGCAGACAACAGACGGGAAACAAACGGACAAAGAAAUCAGAGAGAGAGAGAGAGAGAAGAGAGCACCCUGCCAGGAAAUAUCUAGUCAGGUGAUCAUGUGCCAAAACAAACAAAGUAAUCGAGUAAACAACAUAAACAAGAGGCAGAGAAAAUAUUAUUGUUGUUAUUAUUAUUGGGAGUAGAUUUUAUACAUCUUCCUCUCCUCAAAUAAUAGUUUUUCAUGAAGGGGGAGAUAGAUAGCUUGUACAUGCUUAACGCUACAGAGUGCUGCUGCUGCUUUUAGGCCAACAUGGUAGGAGAGAGAGAGAGAGAGAGAGAGAGAGAGAGAGAGAGAGAGAGAGAGAGAGAGAGAGAGAGAGAGAGAGAGAA
Eriocheir sinensis (Chinese mitten crab) is the source of this 3616-nucleotide messenger RNA. Its product is annotated as neurobeachin-like. The transcript has 17 exons. Gene Ontology annotation, biological process: intracellular protein localization. Gene Ontology annotation, molecular function: protein kinase binding. Gene Ontology annotation, cellular component: cytosol; membrane. The record is from RefSeq and is a predicted model, not a curated record. NCBI's taxonomy places the organism in Eukaryota, Metazoa, Arthropoda, Malacostraca, Decapoda, Varunidae. Bases 378 to 2417 code for a protein of 679 amino acids.